AUCCUGGGGUUAUUCGAGCAGUGCUGAUACGUGGACGACCGCACCUGCUUCCACUUGGGUGGCUUCAACGGCUACGACUAUGGCCUAUUCUACCCCAGCAUAUGGAUCUGGUAGCUGGGGUGGUUCCUCGUCCCCUUAUGACAGCUGUGUCCAACAAUGUAUCGCAUCCUACGGCUCUCCUAUGGCAUCAUAUACGCCGCCAACGGCUACCAGCACUAUGGCCAGCAGCGGUAGCGGCAGUGGCAUGACCCACACCGUUAUUGUUGCCCCGACUCAAGGUGUUCUCCGCUACGUGCCAUUCGCAAUCAAUGCAUCUGUCGGCGAUACCGUCAUGUUCGUUUGGAACGCGAACGAGCACACCGUCACCAAGUCCUCCGAGCUCGCUAUCUGCAACGAGACCUCUGCCUCACCUUUCGCUUCUGGGGAGCAAAACAAGAGCUUCACGUUCACCCAAAUGGUCAACGAUACUAACUCUACUUUCUUCUACUGCGGCACACCUGGACACUGUGAGAAGGGAAUGUUCGGAAUAAUCAACCCACCUAACGCUGCAAUGGGAAGCAACACUUCUCUCAGCAGCAUGAUGCCUGCCAUGGUUGCCAACAGCUCAACCAUGUCUGCUAUGUGGUCGUACACUAACAUGAUGACAUCCAACAACUCUGCCGCUGCAAGCUGGGGUAGUAACAUUGAUAUGUCCUCCAUGCCUGAGUGGGCUAUGUCACUUGUUGCUGAGAAUGUCAUGUACUCGCGAACAUUCUUAGCCGCUAACCCAGAAACUCUGGAUGCUACAGGAAACGUUAAUCUCGGUGCAGCAGGAAGCACCCCAUUGAUGGUGCCCAUGGACAUCACUGCCGUUAUGAGCAACAGCACUAGCAACAGCACUGCUGCUAUGGCUGCCGGCUCCUCUCCUUCGACCUCUGCAGGCUCGACAACACCAACCACCACAAAUGGUGCCCGAGCUCUUGCAUCUCCAAAUAUGCUUGCAGGCCUCAUUACGCUUGCUGCAAUCGCCUUUGCACUCUAACAAGGUGGACUGUAGUGGUUCGUUUUUAACUCUGAGGAGUUGCGCUACGUACUGUACAUACGUUACAUGGCUCAGGACAUGCCAAGAUUCUGCUGCUUCGUUGUUUCUUUUCUUCCUAUCUCAUGGACAUUUAUUAACUUAACCUUUCCGUUAUUAUAACUUCUUUUGUGUGGAGUCUUUUUUAACAGACUCGCUUACUGGUGACAGUCGUUUGAAGCGAUACAUGUUUGCUACGAAAAAAGUUGUAUCGGUAGUACUACUCACUGAAAUGAAAGGCUACGGAGUCGAUGGCGAACUUGUACCACCACUUGUUGACAUAGGUGCUUACUUCAAUAUUGCGACUGAUCGACAAUUUGAAGAAGUUGUGAUUAACUAGCAAGGUUAUUGAUAUGAAGAUGUGAAUAAAGUAACUCGGAGCCGGUUCAUCAAAACCGCAUUCACGAUGCUUUUUGGUACCGCACGGUUGACAUCGGCACUACUGAAUUUUCACGCCUUGUCUCCUGCACAGCUGCGUUAACAAGUGAUAACAGAGGUAGGGGGAGAAGUUAAGGGAUAACUGAGUAUUGUUUACGUCGAGCUAUUAGAUGGUAUAUGCAGGUAGUGGGUCACGGAAAGGAUUCGAUUCGGCAGUGCUAACAGGUCUGGUGUGCGAGCCUUCUCUACUGAUACAUGACGGUGGUGGCAGAGACUGGACGGCGGAAGGGCGAGAAAAGCACCAUCGCGCCAUUCUGGGCAAGCCCUUCUAUCACUGAGUUUCUGAAAGGGUCUGGAUGAGCAAAGCUAAGUCCCGCGUGAUAGUCUUCCCUUCUACUGCUGUCAUGUGGCAAUGUCACGGAGUACAGCCGAAACAGAGGGUGGAUGAUAGGAUGGAAAGAAUCUGAUUCGGCAGUACCAGAAGUCUCGGCGCGAUACUCUCUUCCGCUGGCAUAUGACGAUACAAUUGAUGAUGGUAGGGACGGGGGUGGGAUAAGCGGAAAACGAGGGACGCCGACCACCAACGGCUUGUUCCUUACAGGCUCCUCAGCCCUUGCGUCGUCGAAAGGAUUGAAGUCAACGAUACUGCCAGUGCUAGCGAGGCGCUCUUGCCUACUACUAUACAACGGUAAGGAAGGUGAUUGAAGAUGAGGGGGAUCUGCCGCAGUGCUGCUGGCCCGUGCGGGCUCCCCCAGACUUGGCAGUGGAAGUGCACUAAAUGGACGCGGAGGGGGGUGAGAUUGAAACUGGGAAGAAGAACGGCGGCGAAAACGAAGUAGAAAUACUGAGAGUAUAACGAUCACAAUGAUACCAAUGACUCCACCAAUGAUACCCCCCGUAACAGGGCCUGUGAUUGAUUUUGAGCUAUGGGUGGACAUGAGGGAUGUGGGUGGACUUUGUGUGACGACAAGGGUGGAAACAGGAGCCCCUGAUGUAGAAACAUUUGGGGAAGGACUGAUGACACAUGAUGUAUCAACUCCAUCGGCGACAACAAAUGCAUUGGACAGGUUAUGCAACGCUGCAGUGGAGCCUUGUAAGGCAUAUGUGCCUUGUACAUUUACCGCAUCCCAGAUCCAGAAUGAGGACGAUGUAUUGGCACUAGAUAGAUAAACGCUGGGCAGGUCGUUCAAAGGUUGUACUGUGUUGUUUAUGACUGUUACGUGGACCGCGGAUAGUGAAAGAUAGGCUGAAGGACCAUAGUACAUCCACGAAAUGUUGGCUAAUGUACAAGUGGUCGUGUUCAGGACAGUGUUAAACACCAGAGCAGAGAGCAAAGACUGUUCUGCAGAGGAACCACCAACGCCACUUUGGGAGCUUUCCAUAGUUGCUGAAGCUCCUGCUGGUGUGAU
Messenger RNA from Serpula lacrymans var. lacrymans S7.9, 2844 nucleotides. RefSeq lists its product as uncharacterized. The coding region runs from base 80 to 1021 and encodes 313 amino acids. Lineage: Eukaryota; Fungi; Basidiomycota; Agaricomycetes; Boletales; Serpulaceae. Gene Ontology annotation, molecular function: electron transfer activity. The record is from RefSeq and is a predicted model, not a curated record. The transcript has 7 exons.